Molecule: messenger RNA, 2043 nt
Organism: Tarenaya hassleriana
Lineage: Eukaryota; Viridiplantae; Streptophyta; Magnoliopsida; Brassicales; Cleomaceae
Product: protein NRT1/ PTR FAMILY 8.3
Exons: 6
Coding region: 99-1850 (583 amino acids)
Biological process (GO): transmembrane transport; oligopeptide transport
Cellular component (GO): plant-type vacuole membrane
Molecular function (GO): transmembrane transporter activity
Source: RefSeq, a predicted model, not a curated record
UUUGGAUUUCCCAUCCGUCACGCAUUCCAACGCCUCAUUGUUUCGUCGUCUUUAAAUCGGUUUGCUCCAAACGGUGACCAUACCCGCUGAAGGGAACGAUGGGUUCCAUCGAAGAAGAAAGGGCUCUCCUCGAUGAUAGCCUUGUGGAGGACCAACCCAAAUUGUAUGCUGAAGAUGGUUCUGUUGACAUCAAUGGAAACCCUCCACUGAAGCAGAAAACUGGGAAUUGGAAAGCUUGCCCAUUUAUUCUGGGCAACGAGUGUUGUGAGCGGUUAGCUUACUAUGGUAUCGCCGGCAAUCUUAUCACUUACCUCACCUUUAAAUUGCACGAGGGCAACGUUUCUGCGGCUAGGAACGUCACGACAUGGCAGGGAACGUGCUACAUCACCCCUCUCAUCGGAGCCAUCUUAGCCGAUGCUUACUGGGGGAGAUACUGGACCAUCGGUUGUUUCUCCGCGAUCUACUUCGUUGGAAUGGCUGCACUGACGCUCUCAGCCUCAGUUCCGGCCUUGAAGCCAGCCGAAUGUGUCGGUGCCCUGUGCCCUCCUGCCACGUCAGCUCAAUACGCAGUGUUCUUUUUCGGGCUUUACCUGAUAGCCCUUGGCACAGGAGGCAUCAAACCAUGCGUCUCAUCUUUUGGUGCAGACCAGUUUGAUGACACUGACUCACGUGAACGUGUCAAAAAGGCUUCUUUCUUUAACUGGUUUUACUUCUCCAUCAAUAUUGGUGCGCUCGUGUCAUCAAGUCUUCUAGUGUGGAUUCAGGAGAAUUGCGGGUGGGGCCUGGGCUUCGGGAUACCCACUGUUUUCAUGGGUCUCGCUAUCGUUAGUUUCUUUUUCGGGACUCGGCUUUAUAGGUUCCAGAAACCGGGAGGGAGCCCAAUCACAAGGGUUUGUCAGGUCCUUGUUGCCUCGUUCCAUAAGUUGAAUCUCAAUGUCCCUGAAGACAACUCGCUUCUUUAUGAAACACAAGACAAGAACUCUGCCAUUGCUGGAAGUCGGAAAAUCGAGCACACAGAGGAUUACAAGUGUCUAGACAAAGCGGCUGUCCUGUCAGAGGACGAAGUAAAAUCCGGCGACUUUUCCAACCCUUGGAGGCUAUGCACGGUGACGCAGGUUGAAGAACUCAAGAUUCUGAUCCGUAUGUUUCCCAUCUGGGCAUCUGGUAUCCUGUUCUCAGCCGUCUAUGCCCAGAUGUCCACCAUGUUCGUCCAACAAGGAAGAUCCAUGAACUGCAAGAUUGGUUCCUUCGAGCUCCCUCCUGCCACUCUGGGGACAUUCGACACAGCCAGCGUGAUCGUGUGGGUCCCGCUCUACGACCGCGUCAUUGUGCCCUUGGCUCGGAAGUUCACAGGCGUGGGAAAGGGAUUUACCGAGCUCCAGCGCAUGGGGAUCGGCCUCUUCAUCUCAAUCGUGGGCGGGGCGGCUGCAGCCGUAGUCGAGAUUGUCCGGCUCCACCUGGCCCGAGAGUACGGUCUGGUGGAGUCAGGGGCUGCCGUGCCGAUGAGCGUGUUCUGGCAGAUCCCGCAGUACUUCAUACUUGGGGCGGCGGAGGUGUUUUUCUUCAUCGGGCAGCUGGAGUUUUUCUACGACCAGUCACCGGACGCGAUGAGAAGCCUGUGCAGUGCGCUGGCGCUUCUGACGACGGCGCUGGGGAAUUACCUGAGCUCGCUGAUACUGACGGUGGUGACGUAUUUGACGACGAGGGGAGGGAAGGAAGGAUGGAUUUCGGACAACCUCAACAAGGGCCAUCUCGAUUACUUCUUCUGGCUUCUGGCCGGUCUCAGCCUCCUCAACAUGGCCAUUUACGUCUUCUCCUCCGUCAAGUACAAGCAGAAGAAGUCUUCUUAGGGUUUCUCCUCUUCUUCUUCUUUGUUGUUCCCACCAUACCAAAGUCUGUGAAUUUUGCAAUCUCUGUAGUCGUUUUUUUUCGUUUGGUUUACGUUCGAAGCUUCUGUAUUAUAUCAAACGAACACAAAGGGUUUAUUUUUCUUUGUUUUUUUUUUAAAUGAAAUAUCGCCCAAAAACUGUACACUUUAAACAA